Molecule: messenger RNA, 3263 nt
Organism: Dicentrarchus labrax (European seabass)
Lineage: Eukaryota; Metazoa; Chordata; Actinopteri; Moronidae
Gene: sp100.1
Product: SP110 nuclear antigen, tandem duplicate 1
Exons: 16
Coding region: 386-2257 (623 amino acids)
Biological process (GO): humoral immune response; regulation of transcription by RNA polymerase II
Cellular component (GO): cytoplasm; nucleus
Molecular function (GO): DNA binding; protein binding; DNA-binding transcription factor activity, RNA polymerase II-specific
Source: RefSeq, a predicted model, not a curated record
GCGGAACUGCGAAACAAUCUGUGGGCUGAUCCCCGGGAGAAGCUUCGGUCGGAUAUGUAAAAUCUUUUGUCUGUCUUUAAAUCUGAUUCCUGCUUUGAGUCAGUAGCAAGUAUCGCUUUAUAAUUAACAUUACAGAUCCUAGUGCAUGUAGCCCAUGGGUGCUCAUGUGUAGCCUCACUGUGUCCACACUCCAGAUGCAGAUACAGUGCUGACCAGGACAGUUUAUACUAAGGAUUUUCUUAAUGGUGCAACAGCGGAGGGAGCCUCUCUAAAGCCCUGUAUUUUGGUGCCAGAGGUGUAUUAAAACAUCUGGAGAGCAUCUGGAGCACCGCGCCCUGCUGUUUUCUGCAGAGAAAGUGGUCCGAAGUGGACGCGCUGACCCUCGAUGGACCCGCUGGAUUUCCUGGAGUCCGACGAGCUCCUGACCUUCUUCCACUGCCAUAAAACUGAAAUGUCCUGCAUGGAGAAACCGCACACCUUCCUCAACCAGCUCAGGGACCACAACCUGAUCCCUGAGGACAGAUACAAGAAGAUGUAUCGCAUGAAGAGUAAAGACAACCUGAAGAUUGCUACUUAUGAAGUUCUGGACUGGUUGGAGAGAGAGCGAUCAGACUACAUCAAAGAUUUCUGGAGGUGUGUCUUCAAGGAGACCAUCAUGAACCUUUACCCCACCCUGCGACUGCUGCGCAACAGCCUCAUGGACGGGUCUUUCCAUUUUGACACAAAACUUCCAGAGAAGGUGGAGAAAGAAGGGAAAGGGAAGGAGCUUUCAGAGGAUGAGGAGGGAGAGGAGAAGAGAGUGAACUCAGUGAAAAAGAAGAGGAAGCUGAGAAGUACGUGCGAUGAUGAGGAGGAGCAAGCUGGUCCAUCAUCUCAGUCAACUCCAAGUCAGAAGAAAAAGUCCAAGAAAAUAUCCUUCUCUUCUCCCCUGAAGAAGGGAGAGAAGAACGACAUUUGGACCUGGGAAAUCUAUAAGUCCCAGCUGCCUGUGACCUGUGGAGACCAGCAAGGGACACUGGUCAGAGGCAGAUUGGCUAAAGGGGAGAAGUGCAUUUUAGUCAACAAACAGUGGCUUACUCCCAGUGAAUUUGAGAGAUUUGCAGGGAAGGGGAGCUUCAAGAAUUGGAAACUGAGCAUUCGCUGUAUGGACACCCCCUUGGCAAAACUUAUACAGGAUGGUCACCUCAAAUCAGUGAAGUACAAAGGAGGGUGUAAAAAGGCCAAGAAAUCACUGUUCCCAUCUUCAAUCACAGUGUCUGAGGGAGAAGAAGAUGAAAAUGAGUGUGCCUCAGACAGUGAAGACCAGGUUUCAUCAAACAGCAAAGACGGUUCCACAGAUGUCACAGAUGAAGAAGGAGAGAUGGAGGAAGAGACGGAGCAGCAGCCAGAGGCCAACUCUGACAGUAGAAAGAAGGUGUUCAAAGUUACAUGUAGAGCUUUAAGCGGGACCCUUCACAAAAGACGAUUUGCAUCAGGGACUUGUGGGAAGAGUAUUCGUACUGAGACCAGCUGGUUGACCCCAGUGGAGUUCAUGAAUGAGGCGUCCUGUCAAACAGAUGCCUCCUGGAGGAAAGACAUCACGUGGGAAGGGAAACCACUUAGUGUCCUCACAGAGGCCAAAAUCUUAAAGAUCCACUCACUGCUGUGUUCCUGUAGACUGUGCAAACCAGACAGUACAGAGCAGGACAAUCAGAAAAACGACGAUGAGUGUUGCAUCUGUAAAAGGGAAGAAGACGAAGAAGAAGAAGAAGGAGAGUUGGUGGUGUGUGAUCAUUGCCCUCGCUCCUUCCACCAGAAAUGUCACCUUCCUCAUGUAGAAGACGCCAUUUUAGGGGACGAUAGUAUAUGGAUGUGUACGUUCUGCGUAUUCAAAAGCAAUCAAGGGUGCUAUUACUUCAACGAGCUGACAAUGGAAGCAGCCACGUCCCUCCAAAUAUCACAACGCAUGCUGCAAUGUCAGUAUCUCCUCCUGCAUUUGUGCAACGUUGAUGAGGAACAAACAUUCACUACAAACCCAACCCUCUAUUUAGCAGACUACUCCAAGGUGAUCAAGACUCCGAUGUGGCUGGGCAAAGUAGCAGACAAACUCCAGAAGAAGCUCUACCAGACAGUCGGACAGUUUGUGUCCGACAUCCAGCUCAUUUUCACCAACUGUGCUUCUUACAACCGAGACAAUGCUGAGUUCUUUGCGAUGGGCAACAGAUUGAAGGAGUUAUUUGAUGAAGAAUUUAAAAAAGUAUUCAACGUCCGCGAGUAGACUGCUCACUGACACAAACUGUUUCAUUUUCAAACUCAGUGGCCACUGGGAAAAGGUUAAACAUUGGGAAUUACAGCUUUGUGGUAAAUCUUUUUUUUUUUGUAUCUGGUUCAAAUAUCCCAAAAGACAUAAUUGGUCAUGAAGAGAGUGCACUUGAAGUAAGUGAAACAAAUAUCCAGUUCCUGUAAAUCACAUGUGAAGGUUUUAGGGUCUUCAACACAAAUGGUCCUUUGAUCUGACCCUGUGACUGUGACCAGAUUCUUACCAGACAUCCUCCAUCCACCAUAUCACCAUAAAAUCACAAACCCCCAUAAACAAACUAUACAUUGACUACCCCAUCUAAAACAUUCAUCUACCACAGAUGCACUCAAUAAAAUGGGAAAUUAAUUAUUAAAUUUUUUUUAUAACUUAAAGGGUAAUUUAUACUAUUGUAUAAAGUUAUGUCUGUUAAACACUGUAGGUCAUGGGGCAUAUGUUCCUAUUAUAUAUGUGUCUGUUGGGGUUGAAGACUACAAGUUUGGAACUUUAAAAGAUCUGGGAGUGUUGGACUUGUUUUUUAACAGCUACUCUAAAUAAAAGUAAAUAGCCAUUGAGAUAUUGAAGGCUUUUUAAAUCGCUACCCUUGAGUGCCUCAGAUUCCCUCAACAGUUCUGAACUAGUAGGACCCCCUAACUCAAGAGCACCAGAGGAACACCGUAUUAUUUUUUUUUUACACCCAAGCAGCACUCCAUGCAGGUUAAUUUCCUAUGUCUCUCCCAACAUUACUUUCAUUGCCAUAUGUGUUGACGUUUCUGAUGCUUCAGAAUGUCUGUAUUACGAAUGUACCGUAUGUAUUGUAACAUAAUGUAUUUGUCGAAAGUGUUUGAACGAUUUACAGCAUUUCCACAACACUACACAGUUUUUUAAAAAAGCAAUUUCCCUGUGCUCUCUCUUUCUGUCUGAUCUCUUGUUUGUGGAUGUCUUUAUUAAAAUAAAAUAUGUGUCUGUGCACAUGUUAAUGACAUAA